AUGCUGUCACGGGCGGCCAGACCCGCGCUCCGAGCUGCGGCCUCAGCUCCCACCCGAGCUGCCACCGCCGGCCACAAUGCCGCCGCCGGCUACGCGACCCUCCGCGAGAUCGAAAGCCGCCUCAAGUCGAUCCGCAACAUCGAGAAAAUCACAAACACAAUGAAGAUCGUCGCCUCGACCAAGCUCACCCGCGCCCAGCGCAGCAUGACCGAGUCCCGCAAGUACGGUCAGACGUCCAACGAGGUCUUCGAGUCGGCCGAGACGGCCCCCGCCGAGGCCGCCGAGGACGCCAAGAAGAAACUCUUCAUUGUCUGCUCCUCCGACAAGGGCCUCUGCGGCGGCAUCCACUCGGGCAUGAGCCGCAAGAUCCGCGCCCUUUACGCCAACGAGGGCCCAUUUGACCUCGUCAUCGUUGGCGAGAAGUGCAAGGCCCAGCUCCAGCGCACAAACGCCAGCAACAUCCAGCUCACCUUUUCUGGCAUCGGCAAGGACGUCCCCUCCUUUGCCGACGCUCAGGCCAUUGCCGACCAGAUCGUCAUGCUCCCCACCGAAUACACAGAGGUCAAAAUCCUGUACAACAAGUUCCUCAACGCCCAGAGCUACGAGCCCACCUUUAUUGAGGCUUUUUCCGAGGAGGCCAUUGCCCAGUCUCCCAACAUCUCCUCCUUCGAGGUCGAGGAUGAGGUCCUGGGCAACCUCCGCGAGUACAGUCUUGCCAACUCGCUCUACUGGGCCCUGGCCGAGGGCCACGCCUGCGAACAGUCUGCCCGACGCAACGCCAUGGACAACGCUUCCAAGAAUGCCGGUGAGAUGAUUGGCAAGUACCAAAUUCUCUACAACCGUACUCGACAAGCCGUCAUUACCGGAGAACUCGUCGAAAUCAUCACGGGAGCCACCGCCUCGGAGGACAUGUAA
This is a messenger RNA of Hirsutella rhossiliensis, 915 nucleotides long. RefSeq names its product ATP synthase domain-containing protein. The transcript has 4 exons. Gene Ontology annotation, biological process: proton motive force-driven ATP synthesis. Bases 1 to 915 code for a protein of 304 amino acids. The record is from RefSeq and is a predicted model, not a curated record. NCBI's taxonomy places the organism in Eukaryota, Fungi, Ascomycota, Sordariomycetes, Hypocreales, Ophiocordycipitaceae. Gene Ontology annotation, molecular function: proton-transporting ATP synthase activity, rotational mechanism.